Messenger RNA from Cuscuta epithymum, 739 nucleotides. Lineage: Eukaryota; Viridiplantae; Streptophyta; Magnoliopsida; Solanales; Convolvulaceae. The record is from the annotation of a GenBank genome assembly.
AACCCACUCUACGGAGUUGCCCUCGCAAUCUUUUGUGAUCCAAAUGAUCUAUAUCGUGAAGCAUUACAAACAACGCCUGAUUCGGUUCAAAAUUUGUCAAACCGGCAAAAACGUUUAAGAUAUAUUUUUCCGGGAGCAAUUGGAGCACUAGAUGGAACUCUUGUACACGCAAUUGUGCCUGCUGAAAAGCAAACUAUUUAUAGAGGAAGAGGAGGGGGUCGGUGUUAUCAAAACGUUUUAGGAAUUUGUGAUUUCAACAUGAUAUUCACUUUUGUUUGGGCUGGUUGGGAAGGAAUAGCACAUGAUUCUCGAGUACUAACGCAAGUUGUAUUUAAUCCUAAUUACGGCUUUCCACUUCCUCCACAAGACAAAUAUUAUCUAUGUGAUGCUGCAUAUGCAAACACGCGUGGAUUUCUGGCUCCAUAUCGUAACACAAGGUAUUGGUUAGUAGAUGCAUCCACGUUGUGCAUUGACUAAAGAAGAAAAAUUCAAUCAUGCGCAUGCACAACUCCGAAAUGUGAUUGAACGUACUUAUGGUGUCUUGAAAGCAAGGUUUCCAAUCUUAGAACAUAUGGCUUCUUAUCCAUUUGCGAUACAAAGGAAUGUGGUGAUUGCCCGUUUUGCCGUUCAUAAUUUCAUUAGAAAGUCAAACAUUUAUGAUAAUUUUUUUGAUGAAUGGGAUGAUGACAACAUGGUCCACAAUGAAGCACAUGAGCAAGCUAAAGAUAUUGGAGAAGAA